GACACAAAAAUGCAAACAAUACAGACCGCCUUGUCCCGUGUCACGUGUGCGCUUUCUGGAUUUUCGAUUUCUUUCCACUAAGCUUAGCUUAGCAGAUAGAUAUAGCCAUGGCUGCGACCUCCGCUUCUCCGAUUACCGAUUCCGACACCGAUUUCGAUACCUUUCCAAACCCUAAACCUACCUCCAAUCCUUCUAAUGCGCUCGUUCCUUCCGGCCCCGCCGUCUGCCUUCUCAGAUUCGCCGGUGACUCCGCCGCCGGCGCUUUCAUGGGCUCCAUCUUCGGCUACGGUGCGGGUCUUGUAAAGAAAAAGGGCUUUAAAGGAUCAUUUUCAGAGGCAGGAUCCUCUGCCAAGACGUUUGCAGUUUUGUCUGGAGUUCAUAGUUUGGUUGUCUGCAUUUUGAAGAGGAUUCGAGGAAAGGACGAUGUUAUUAAUGCUGGAGUAGCUGGAUGUUGCACAGGUCUUGCUCUCAGUUUUCCGGGUGCACCCCAGGCCCUUCUGCAGAGCUGCCUUACCUUUGGAGCAUUCUCAUUUAUCAUUGAAGGCCUUAAUAAGCAGCAGCCAGCUCUGGCACAUCCAUUCUCUGCAAGAACGAAAAGUCAGCGCCACGAUAUCCAUCCUCCAAUGGCACUUCCUCUCCAAUUUCCGCUCCCAAAUGAACUGAAAGGGGCUUUCUCCUCAUUCUGCAAGUCUUUACAGAAACGCGACAAGGGUGCCAUCCCCACAGCCCGCUGAGAAAUUAGUGGUCUUUAUGCGUUUCUUAUUUGUAUCCUUUUUUUUGUCUUC
Morus notabilis is the source of this 785-nucleotide messenger RNA. Its product is annotated as mitochondrial import inner membrane translocase subunit TIM22-3. The record is from RefSeq and is a predicted model, not a curated record. NCBI's taxonomy places the organism in Eukaryota, Viridiplantae, Streptophyta, Magnoliopsida, Rosales, Moraceae. Gene Ontology annotation, cellular component: TIM22 mitochondrial import inner membrane insertion complex; chloroplast envelope. Gene Ontology annotation, biological process: protein targeting to chloroplast; protein insertion into mitochondrial inner membrane. Bases 108 to 734 code for a protein of 208 amino acids. Gene Ontology annotation, molecular function: transmembrane protein transporter activity. The transcript is spliced from 5 exons.